This is a messenger RNA of Cavenderia fasciculata, 2463 nucleotides long. RefSeq names its product phosphatidylinositol-4-phosphate 5-kinase family protein. Gene Ontology annotation, molecular function: phosphatidylinositol kinase activity. The coding region runs from base 1 to 2463 and encodes 820 amino acids. Gene Ontology annotation, biological process: phosphatidylinositol metabolic process. The transcript has 4 exons. Lineage: Eukaryota; Evosea; Eumycetozoa; Acytosteliales; Cavenderiaceae. The record is from RefSeq and is a predicted model, not a curated record.
AUGAAAUCAAAUAGCAACUCUGUGGCAGCAACGACUGUACAAACAACCACUGGUAUUACAACGACGACGACAUCGACAGUGGUUAAUAACACAAAAGUAGAAGAAAUGAUAGACGACGAUCAACCAGUGAUCAUCAAAAAGUUGGACAGCAACAACAGCAACAACUCUUCUGACAGAAAACUUCGAUUGAGAAGAACCGACUCGAUUGCAAAAUACAAAGCCAAACAAUUACAACAACAACUCCAAAAGAAAUUGGAAAAGAAUGAUCGUGGUGAAGAAUACUCUUCAGAUGAAGAUGACGAUGAUGAUAAUGACAAAGACGACGAUUCAGCAACUUCAUCAUCAUCAGAGGAACAAGAAGUUCCAGAUCAUACAACAGUGACAACACCACCAACUGACGAUGACGAUAAUAAUAAUAAUAAUGAAGAAGAGUUGGAUAAUAUGGUAGAUGAAGCACGUACAAUGAAAAAGGGUGGUGGUGGUCCACCUAACGCAAAUGAAACACCAUUUGAUGCAACGAUGGUGGUUCGAAGAAGACGAGAUUCAUUGGAUUCUGAUGACCCCGAAUUUGGGUAUGAAGAUGAACCUGUCUUUACCACCAUUUCUCGUCGUAAUCCAGGAGAUGAGUCGAUUCGACCAAUCAACAAUCCCAUCCCAAAUCGACCUGUUUUCCAAGUCGAGCAAAUCAACGAUAUUGUCAACCUUUCAUUCAUUGCACUUCGUACCUCUAUUCGUGUUGGUGCCGAUGAAGUAGAUUCAAUCACUCAAGAUCAAUUUGAAUUAAUUAAAAAAUAUAGAGUUUCAAUUUCUGAAAAGAGAACAGCCAUUAAAGAUUUUUCACCAAAUGUAUUCCAUAAUCUUCGAAAUAGAUUAAAUAUAUGUCCAACGGAUUUCCUAAAAUCAUGGUCAUCAUUCAUCUCGAUCGAUGCACAUCGAUCCAAUUCAUCAUUCUUUUUAUACUCUUCCGACAAGAAAUAUAUUCUAAAGACAUUGUCAAAAUCAGACUCUAUCAAAUUAAGAAAAGUUUUACCUCAUUAUUAUAAUAACGAAUCAGAUAAAAAAUCUCAUAAAAGAAAGAUACUUUUGGAUAAUACCAUUAAACAAACAUUAUAUAAACAAAUUGAAAAGGAUACAACAUUUUUAUCGUCACAUGAUUUAUUGGAUUACAGUUUAUUGGUUGGAAUCAAUCGAGUCAACAGUAAAAAUGAAGAGGACAAGGAACAACAACAAAAGGAACAAAAGGAACAACAACAACACCUUCAAUUACAACAUCGAUCAUCUGCACUUAACCUUAUCCAACAAUUAUCUCCAAAGUUGGUUUCAUCGACAUCGUCGGCACCUACAACCCCACAAUUAAAUACUCCACUAACCAACAGCACCAACAGCAAUAAUAAUAAUAAUAAUAAUAAUAACCUUCCAUCGACAGCAUCGACACCUGUAUCGACAGGCACUUCUUUACUACUUUCUCCUUCACCGAUCAACAUUGAGGCUGUUGCUGCAUCAGCCUCGACACCCUCUUCACUGCACUCUUCAUCAUCUAACCUGACACCACCUGCCACUCCGACCAUCGAGCUUUUGGACUUGGUCACAGCCACCUCGGCAACACCUAUCAACAAUGUAGUGAUUGACCCAAUCAAGUCUGUUCCAAGACUAUUAUUCUUUAUCGAGGAAAUCGAAACAGUACGCAAAUCAAAGAAUCUAAAAAUUGGCAAAUCUCUCAAACGUUCAUUUGCCGUACUUCCUCGAUCAUGGUCACUUCAAGAUGUUGUUUUAUUAGACAAUGGUAAUAGUAAUGGUAAUAGUAAUAGUAAUAGUGCAACAACACCAGACAGUAUUACAUCACCAGUAUUAUCAUCAUCAACUCCAUCCUCUCCACUUGUAUUAUCAUCUAGCACACCUACCUCUACCACCACUCCAACCAUUGUCCUUUCCAACUCACUUCCUAAUGUACCCAAUGUUAUUCAUCGACCUACUGCUCCACUCUCUUCAUCUCCACUUAAUCCAAAUAGUCAUAGCAACAACAACAACAAUCAUAACCAAAACAGAAACAGUAGUGAUAACAAUCAAAUGAGUAGUCAUGGUAGUUCAACCAAUCUAAAUGGAAUGUCCAAUGGCAAUAAUAAUAACAAUAACUCAUCAACAGCAUGUUCAAGUCUCAAUUCAUCAAGUAGCUCAAUUACGACGCCAACCACACCACCAACACUUCACAGCAGCUUGAAUGGUAUUGCCAACUUUGGAAAGAAAAAGGGAAAGAAUGGGUUCUACUCUGAGAGCAAGGCCAAUGAAAUCUAUUACUUUGGUGUAGUCGAUUUCCUCACCAAAUACGAUGGAAAAAAGAAAAUAUCUGUAAAGUCUGCUUUAAAACCAUCCAUCUCUAACAACAAUCCAAGUAAUUACCUUAAAAAGUUUUUAAAUCAUAUUAAAGAUUUAUUACAAUUACAACAACAACCAACUGAUAAAUAA